AUGGGUCUAAGCCAUAACUUGAACACUCUCUUUUUCUAUGAAGACGGUACUGGUGGUAUUUUUGACGAGCAAGGUCAGGAAGCACCGAGUUACGUCGAGGAUAAAUCAUUUCGCUUGAAAAAAUUGACAGAUCUCCGAAAGUAUAUCAAAAGCCAAGAAGUUCAGGUUGAGAUGAAAGAGGCUGAGCCUAAGAAGGAAAGAGAUCUGCAACAUAACGUUUAUACGUUCGAAGAUCGCAAGUAUUAUUUUUAUUUCUUAAAGGAAAGACUCAUGAAACCAAAGCAAGCAGCCAUAGCAGCCAAUGUCAAUUACCACACUGCUUGCAAGUGGAAACAAACAUAUGAGGAUGAUCCUGAGAGAAGUAUCUCAGUUAAGAAAACCAAUAAAACCAUUUAUAGAAUAGCCAGCCAGCUAAAUGAAGCCCAUAAGUCUCAUUUAAUCAAUUUUUUGACGAGGACUUGA
Molecule: messenger RNA, 462 nt
Organism: Gilbertella persicaria
Lineage: Eukaryota; Fungi; Mucoromycota; Mucoromycetes; Mucorales; Choanephoraceae
Exons: 2
Coding region: 1-462 (153 amino acids)
Source: RefSeq, a predicted model, not a curated record